UAACCUGCCGCAACGGAACGCCGGCCGUGCCGAAUGCCGAUAAUAUGCGGCGUUGCUUUUCUGUUCGUUCGCCGAUGCCGCCGUGUUGUGUCCCUUGAAAGGAGGAGUAGCCGAGUGGAAGGAAUCGCUUUCCCUGAUCAUCGCCAUGGAGCUUACCGACGACAAUUUAGUGACGCUGAGCGAAUAUCUGAAGCACACCCUCAACCCGGACGUGGACGUCAGAUGCACAGCCGAGAAGUUUCUGAAGUCGGUGGAGAUCAAUCAGAAUUAUCCUUUGCUGCUGCUCCACUUGGUGGACAAGUCUGAGAUCAACAUCACGAUUAGGAUCGCCGGCGCGGUCGCAUUUAAGAAUUAUGUUAAGCGCAACUGGAAAGUGGAGGAGGAUUCGGUGGAUCACAUACACGUCCAGGACAGAGACGCCGUCAAGAAGCUGAUUGUUAAUCUGAUGUUACACUCGCCGGAUUCGAUACAGAAGCAGCUGUCCGACGCAGUGUCCAUCAUCGGGAAGUACGACUUUCCGAACAAGUGGCCGGAGUUGAUCGAUCAGAUGGUAGAGAAGUUCAACACUGGCGACUUCCAUGUGAUCAACGGAGUCUUGCACACCGCGCAUUCCUUAUUUAAGAGAUAUAGAUACGAAUUCAAAAGCGAGAGCCUAUGGACAGAGAUAAAAUUUGUAUUAGAUAAGUUCGCCAAGCCUUUAACAGAUCUGUUUUUAGCUACAAUGAAUUUAACGCAAGUACACGCCAAUAAUACGGAAGCCUUGAAGGUUAUAUAUAAUUCCCUAGUUAUCUUGUGUAAAGUUUUCUACUCCCUGAACUUCCAAGAUUUGCCAGAAUUUUUUGAAGACAAUAUGGAAGCAUGGAUGAGAAACUUUCAUACUUUGUUGCAUGCUGAUGUUCCUUCCUUGAAGACUACGAACGAGGAAGAAGCAGGUGUAAUAGAGCAAUUGAAGUCACAAGUGUGUGAUAACGUUGGCCUAUACGCCCUAAAAUACGACGAGGAAUUCCAACCCUAUUUACCCUUAUUUGUUACGGCGGUGUGGAAUUUACUCACGUCCACAGGUCAAAAUCCCAAAUACGACGCUCUAGUAUCAAAUGCAUUGCAAUUCUUGGCUACGGUAGCCGACCGGGCGCAAUACAGACACUUGUUCGAAGAUCCGGCGACCCUCGGCAAUAUCUGCGAGAAAGUCAUUAUUCCUAACAUGGAAUUUAGAGAAUCGGACAAUGAAUUAUUCGUGGACAAUCCUGAGGAGUAUAUCAGACGAGAUAUCGAAGGCAGCGACGUGGACACCAGGAGACGCGCCGCGUGCGAUUUAGUCAAAGUGUUAUCUAAAUCCUUCGAAGAGAAGAUUAUGGACAUCUUCGGAGCGUAUAUACAGGUGAUGCUGCAAAAAUAUGCCGAGGAACCGUCGAAACAUUGGCGCAGUAAAGACGCUGCCAUUUAUCUCGUUACUAGCAGCGCGAGUAAAGCGAAGACGCAGAGACACGGAGUUACUCAGAGUAGCGAGCUUGUUCCUUUACCACAGUUCGCCGCGCAACACAUCGAGCCCGAGUUGACAAAAUCAGACGUAAAUGAGUUUCCAGUACUUAAAGCGGACGGAAUAAAAUUCGUAAUGACGUUCAGAUCGAUACUACCUCGUGAAAUGGUGGUAGGAAGUUUGCCGCAAUUAAUAAGACACCUAAGCGCCAGCAGCAUCGUCGUGCACACUUACGCCGCUUGCGCGAUUGAAAAGAUAUUCGCGAUGAGGGGCGCCGAUAAUUUGUCCUUAGUCAAAGGGGCCGAUAUAGCUCCACUAGCAGCGGAUUUAUUGAAAGGGCUUUUUUCAUGUAUGAGCAUUUCUGGUUCCGAGGAGAACGAAUACGUCAUGAAGGCUAUCAUGAGGAGCUUCGGUAUCCUGCAGGAGGUUGUGGUGCCGUUCCUGGCCGAUUUACUCCCGAAACUUACCGAGAAACUCGCGAUGGUAUCUCGGAAUCCAAGCCGGCCAAACUUUAAUCAUUAUCUCUUUGAAACCCUAAGUUUAUCCAUUAAAAUUGUUUGCAAAACGAAUCCCGAGGCAACAACAUCUUUUGAACAGGCGUUGUUUCCCAUCUUUCAAGGAAUUUUACAACAGGACAUACCGGAGUUUAUUCCUUAUGUUUUUCAAAUUCUCGCAUUGCUCUUGGAGCUACGGCCCAGUCAGGAUGUACCAGAACCGUACAUGGCUCUGUUCCCGUGCCUAUUAUCACCUGUACUGUUUGAACAUCAAGCCAACAUCCAUCCUUUAAUUCGUUUGUUGCAAGCGUUUAUUAGUCGUGGCCCGCAUCAGAUUGCGGCGCAGGAUAAAACGAGUGCGCUACUGGGAGUCUUUCAGAAGUUAAUUGCAUCGAAAGCGAAUGAUCACGAAGGAUUUUUAUUAAUACAAAGCAUUAUUGAAAACUUCGAUCCGAACAUUUUGGAACCGUAUAUGAAACAAAUUUUCGUACUCUUCUUCCAAAGGCUGUCGACGUCGAAGACAACGAAGUUUGUGAAAGGUCUAAUAGUAUUUUUUGCAUAUUACAUUGUUAGAUACAGAUCGUCGAGCUUGAUUACGAUUAUCGACCAAAUACAGCCGCAAAUGUUUGGAAUGGUGGUGGAGCGCGUGUUCAUAACCGACCUGCAAAAGAUAGCAGGCGAGGUCGAGCGAAAAGUUGUGGCUGUCGCAAUUUCGAACUUGCUAAUUGAUUGCCCCGCAAUGCUUGAAGCUCCGUACAACAUACACUAUUCUCGCUUGUUAGCCACUUUGGUCGAGUUCUUCGAACUACCGCAAGAUGAGACCUUGGAGGACGAUGCGUUUCCGGAACUUGAUGAUGCGGUUGGCUACCAAGUUGGUUACAGCCAACUCAUCUGUGCAAGAAAUCCUCGGAAAGACCCAUUGCAAAAUAUUGGCGAUAUACGUUUGCAUUUGGCGCAAGGCCUUGGAAGAUUAUCGCCGGGAUAUUUGCCAGGAUUGUUGAGCCAGUUACCCGAACCUAAUGCGAAUCACUUGAGAAAUUAUCUCCAACGAGCUGGUGUUACUGUUGCAUAAUACGAGCUAGAUGUUCGAAACAGACUGAAAAUCCAUUUGAUAGCUCGAAAAAUGAACAAUAUCGAACUUAACAAAUUGUAAUUAAAGAAGGAUCUUUUAUACGGUAAUUGUAAAAUUCGUGAAAUACAUUAUCGUAUUCCAUUUG
This is a messenger RNA of Vollenhovia emeryi, 3188 nucleotides long. It is a transcript of the gene Cse1, whose product is annotated as exportin-2. Gene Ontology annotation, molecular function: nuclear export signal receptor activity; small GTPase binding. The transcript has 16 exons. NCBI's taxonomy places the organism in Eukaryota, Metazoa, Arthropoda, Insecta, Hymenoptera, Formicidae. Gene Ontology annotation, biological process: protein export from nucleus; protein import into nucleus. Gene Ontology annotation, cellular component: nuclear envelope; cytosol. The coding region runs from base 146 to 3043 and encodes 965 amino acids. The record is from RefSeq and is a predicted model, not a curated record.